Molecule: messenger RNA, 1722 nt
Organism: Mollisia scopiformis
Lineage: Eukaryota; Fungi; Ascomycota; Leotiomycetes; Helotiales; Mollisiaceae
Product: cytochrome P450
Exons: 4
Coding region: 309-1604 (431 amino acids)
Molecular function (GO): oxidoreductase activity, acting on paired donors, with incorporation or reduction of molecular oxygen; iron ion binding; monooxygenase activity
Source: RefSeq, a predicted model, not a curated record
CCCAGUCUCUUCUUCGGCUUUCUUUUCAUAUCAUGUCUUCUCAUACUAGUCGACUACAGCCGCAUGCUCAUCCUCCGCCGCAAACUUCCACCUGGACCUUUUCCAUUCCCGAUCGUUGGGAAUCAUUUCCAGCUUCCAAAAACUAGACCUUGGAUAGAAUAGGAACAAUGGGCGAAGUACUACAAUAAUCCUAUGACCACGAUCUGGGUGGGCCGACAUCCUCGAAUCAUUUUGCAGGAUGCGUGGGUAGCAUCCGAGCUGAUGGAGAAGAGAGCUGAUGUGUGAGUUCGAGGCCACAUUUGAUUGUUAUGGGUGACUUGAUCAAUGCAACAGAAACGAAUCAGACAACGCUAGUUUAUGGUGAUAGGUGGAGAAUACACAGAAAACUAAUGCAUUCUGCUGUGGGCUCUCAAGCAGUUCGCAACCUUCGAAGCAUCCAAGCCAACGAGUCCAAGUUACUGAUUCGAGACAUCCUUCAAGAUCCUGAAGAUUAUGUCUUGUCCAUCGAGAGAUACUCUGUCUCGACAACAUCGAUCAUUGGAUGGGGUCGCCGAAUUGACACAAAGAACGACUAUGUCGCCCAGCAAGCACUUGCGAUCAUGGAAGGGGUGAACUUUGUCAUCCCGGGGAAGUUUCUGAUGGAAGCUGUGCCAGCUUUGACGAAACUACCCUCAUGGGUGUACGCCUUACCAAGCAUGAUUCGAGACACAACAACAGUGCUUCAGCAGUAUUUCUAUAUGCUAUCUCAAGAAGGCGCAGAAUCAAAAUGGAACAACUUUUCCAAGGUUCUGCUAAACGGCCAGGAGACAUACGGCUUGAGCGAUGUUGAAGUUGCGGGGCUGACAGCGAAUCUGAUUGGUGGCCGGGUUGAUACAACUUCAAGCACCAUGAUCAGCUGCAUUCUCGCGAUGGCCGUCUUUCCGGACGUACAGAGAAAGGCACAAGCUGAAAUCGAUUCCGUCGUGGGUGACAACACCUCUCCUACCUGGGAAGAUGUUGAUGGUAAAUUGCCUUACUGUACCGCUUUGGUCAAGGAGGUACUACGAUGGAGGACAGUCACUGUUCUAGCAGGUAUUCCUCAUGCCAACACUGUCGACUUCGAGUACCGUGGAUACCGCUUCCCAGCUGGAACCAACAUUCUAGGUAACAUCUGGGCUAUACAUCGACACCCAAGAGAAUUCCCAGAACCUGAUAACUUCAGGCCUGAGAGAUUCCUUAACGGUCUGGAGCAAGCUUACCCCAACAACAAAGGCAUGAAUCCAUUUGGUUGGGGCAGACGACAAUGCAGCGGUCAACCCUUGGCGGAGCAAGGAUUACUUUACUCUUUGACAAGAUUAAUAUGGGCUUUUAACAUCAAGCCUAGUCUAGAUGAGCAUGGUAAUGAGGUCAAACUUGAUAUCUUUGCCUAUACCGAUUGUGAGAACAUGAGACCAGAACCAUUCAGAGCACGAUUCACACCACGAUCAGACAAGAUCAAACACGCAAUCAUGGAAGAAGCGAAAAUUGCAAGAGAAGAGCUCAGAGUAUACGAUGGGGAAACUAAGCUUACAUUGGAAGACGCGGUGCAAGCUUUGGCUUCAGAGAAGAAAGGGUCAAAGAAGUGACUGGUACUAAGGUGAUCAUACACUAGACAGCCAAGAUUACCAGAAGCUUCAUAAGCUUAGAAAAAUCGUGGAAAUUUGAACGCUGCCAUGUGUUUCGUUCAUGCGACUCCAACUUGAG